Messenger RNA from Sclerotinia trifoliorum, 2640 nucleotides. The record is from the annotation of a GenBank genome assembly. NCBI's taxonomy places the organism in Eukaryota, Fungi, Ascomycota, Leotiomycetes, Helotiales, Sclerotiniaceae.
UCUCCGGCAACAUUUUGUAACUUAUGGUAAUUAAUCCCUCGGUUUGUUCUUUCUCCUCCUCCGAAAACGAAAUCUUUCUUUUACUAAAUAAAUAUCCUCUCAUUCGUUGUAUUUUGCUUGUUCAAAGGAGAUUUUAAGACUUCUCCAGAUUCAAAUUUCUCGCAUCGUGCUCAAUCCAUCUGAAUAAAUAACUUUCAUAUUAUGGAAGCAGUACUCAAAGGGCGGGCUAUGUGCCCAUUUCUUCAAAAGACCUCCCCGGCAACUCUACGAUCCCUCUCUACAUCCGCUCGUCCUCAUGCCUCUCCAUGCGGCGGAAGUAUGUCGAAUCUGCAGACCAUUGCAGGUCGUUGUCCAGUAAUGGGCAAAGCUCUCGCUGUCCAGACUGCAAAGGCCGGAAAGGCCGGGUUUGGUGGCGUUGCUGCCACGAGGGCCAUUCGAGCCUUUUCCGGUAAAGUUAGCACCGGAAAAGCAAAGCUUCAUACCAGCAGAUCGCAUGAAGCAAGGGCUGUCGAAGACACUGUGUUCGGCCGUGAAAGUGGUAUGUAUUUCUUUUGAAUUCACCCCAUUAUUCAAGUCGAGUCACAUUCUCACGGAAGGUGAACAGUGCCAUUUCAACAUAUCAAGCAAACGCGUCAGCCAAACCAAGCUACUCGCCAUGAACAAUCUAAAGGCGCCAAGUUCGAUUAUGAAGGCUUUUACAAUGCGGAAUUGGACAAGAAGCACAAGGAUAAGUCCUACCGCUAUUUCAACAAUAUCAACCGUUUGGCCAAGGAAUUCCCCCGGGCUCACAUGGCCAACAAGAACGAAAAGGUGACGGUAUGGUGCUCUAACGACUAUUUGGGAAUGGGCCGGAACCCGCAAGUCCUAAAGACGAUGCAUGAAACUCUUGAUGAGUAUGGUGCUGGUGCUGGCGGGACCAGAAAUAUAUCGGGUCACAAUCAACAUGCGAUUGGUCUCGAGGCCUCAAUUGCGAAACUUCAUGCCAAAGAUGCUGCGCUUGUUUUCACUUCGUGCUACGUUGCAAACGAUGCGACUCUUGCGACUCUUGGUAGCAAGUUGCCCGAUUGUGUCAUUUUGUCCGAUUCAUUGAACCAUGCAUCCAUGAUUCAGGGUAUUAGACAUUCUGGCGCGAAGAAGAUUGUCUUCAAACACAACGAUUUGGAAGAUUUAGAAGGCAAACUGGCAUCUCUUCCGCGUGAGGUCCCUAAGAUCAUUGCAUUCGAAUCAGUGUACAGCAUGUGCGGCUCAAUUGGCCCAAUCGAAGGAAUUUGUGAUUUAGCCGAGAAAUACGGCGCACUUACCUUUCUCGAUGAAGUCCAUGCUGUAGGCAUGUAUGGACCACACGGCGCUGGUGUCGCAGAACAUCUAGACUAUGAAGCCCAUCUUGCAGGUCGUCCCCAAGGCACCAUCAUGGACCGCGUGGACAUCAUCACUGGGACUUUAGGCAAAGCAUACGGUUGUGUUGGUGGCUAUAUCGCCGGAUCUAAUAAGAUGGUUGACGCCAUCCGAUCUCUCGCUCCUGGUUUCAUUUUCACCACCUCUCUUCCGCCCGCGACCAUGGCCGGCGCACAAACCGCGAUAGAAUAUCAAUCGCAAUACCAAGGUGACCGGCGUCUCCAACAGCUCCAUACCCGAGCUGUCAAAGACUCACUUAGUGAGCGCGACAUACCCGUCAUCCCAAAUCCAUCUCACAUCAUCCCCGUCUUAGUUGGAAACGCGGAACUUGCCAAACGUGCAUCUGAUAUGCUGCUUGACGUCCACGGCAUCUAUGUGCAAUCCAUUAACUAUCCCACUGUUCCAGUUGGUCAGGAGCGUCUUCGUAUCACUCCGACACCAGGCCAUGUUCGCGAGUAUCGUGAGCAUCUUGUUAACGCCAUUGAUUCCGUAUUCACAGAACUUGGCAUUAAACGAACCUCCGAGUGGGCCGCUCAAGGUGGCUUUAUUGGUGUAGGCGAAGCUGGCGGCGAGUUUCCAGAACCUCUUUGGACCGACGAACAGCUUGGUGUUGAUCAAGUUGUUAAGGAGAUGAAGGCCGCCGGUCCGGUGGGUGUUAUGGAGGCGCUUUUGGAGCGGGAGACCAAAGAAAUAGCCAAGGCUCUGGGUGCUGCGGCUCAGUAGUGUUUUCUUUCACGCACUGCACACCUUUCACCUGCAAGAUUUGCGGCGGAAGCGUGAUCGAGAAUUGGAUGGAUAGAUGCUCCUCGGACCCAAAACCACGAUCUUUUUGAGCUUACAAUGAUCUAGACGACAGUUAUGUUGAUGGAAUGGAGAGCUGAUAUCACUGAAAGUUAUGCGCACGUUGGCUAUUUAUAUUGGUAGCGAUAGCUAUUUCUGCGGAAUUGAUUGAAUCUGUGCCGAUCAACUUGGUGCACAUUAUACUGAAGAUCUUAUACAUGUUGAUGUGACCUUGUGAAUGACAGUGGCAUUAUGAUAUUAAGAACUGGAACGGCUCAACUAAUGUUUCGUGGAGCAAACUAACACCAUUGUCAUGUCAAAUCAUUGGGCAAGGAAGAUAGAUAUUGUUGUUCAUCGCAGAUUGUAGGUAAAUGUUACAACCCACGUUGUUGUUAUUGUUGGCGAUUAAGUAGGAUGAUCCUGGAGUCAAGGCGAUCGGGAAUAUAUGUUUGUGUUGAUAGAGUA